Molecule: messenger RNA, 1050 nt
Organism: Ophidiomyces ophidiicola
Lineage: Eukaryota; Fungi; Ascomycota; Eurotiomycetes; Onygenales; Onygenaceae
Gene: rhp51
Product: RecA recombinase Rhp51
Exons: 4
Coding region: 1-1050 (349 amino acids)
Biological process (GO): DNA recombinase assembly; reciprocal meiotic recombination; chromosome organization involved in meiotic cell cycle
Cellular component (GO): condensed nuclear chromosome
Molecular function (GO): ATP-dependent DNA damage sensor activity; ATP hydrolysis activity; single-stranded DNA binding
Source: RefSeq, a predicted model, not a curated record
AUGGGAAUAGCAGACGAGCCCGAAGAAAGCUAUGAAGAUGUGAACUCUGCUGGCCCUGGAGCACCCACCCCACUGUCUGCUCUUGAGGGAGUCAAUGGUCUCACUGCUCGGGAUAUAAAACUUCUGGUAGAUGGAGGUUACCACACCGUGGAGGCUGUGGCCUAUACGCCAAAACGGAUGUUAGAACAAAUCAAAGGCAUAUCUGAGCAAAAAGCCUCUAAGGUGCUUACUGAAGCUCUCAAGAUAGUCCCAAUGGGAUUCACAACCGCAACGGAAAUGCAUGCUCGAAGAGCUGAUUUGAUAUGUAUUACUACUGGGUCAAAACAGCUGGACACUUUACUUGCGGGGGGAAUCGAGACAGGCUCCAUAACGGAGAUUUUCGGCGAGUUCCGGACUGGGAAAAGCCAGAUUUGCCAUACACUAGCAGUCACUUGCCAGUUACCCUUUGAUAUGGGUGGGGGGGAGGGAAAAUGUUUAUAUAUUGACACCGAAGGAACAUUCCGACCUGUGAGACUUUUGGCGGUCGCCCAGCGGUAUGGCUUAGCCGGUGACGAGGUCCUGGAUAAUGUCGCCUAUGCUCGAGCAUACAAUUCCGACCACCAGCUUCAAUUACUCAAUCAAGCUUCCCAAAUGAUGUGCGAGACUAGAUUUUCCCUCUUAAUUGUGGACUCGGCCACCUCGCUCUAUCGAACGGAUUUUAGUGGCCGAGGAGAACUUUCGUCGCGGCAAACCCACCUAGCUCGAUUCAUGCGUACUUUGCAGCGGCUUGCUGAUGAGUUUGGCAUUGCUGUUGUCAUCACCAAUCAGGUGGUUGCUCAAGUCGACGGUGGUCCAAGUGCCAUGUUCAACCCUGACCCGAAAAAGCCCAUUGGGGGAAAUAUAAUUGCACAUGCUAGCACAACGCGAUUAAGCCUUAAAAAAGGAAGAGGAGAAACCAGAAUUUGUAAGAUUUAUGAUAGUCCCUGUUUACCAGAAAGUGAUUGUUUGUUUGCAAUCAACGAGGACGGAAUAGGCGACCCAAGCCCCAAGGAUUUAGAAAAAGCGGAAUGA